GCUUUUCUUUGUUUUAGUCUAAUUCAAGUUAAAGCAAUAAGCGAAUUGGGUAAAACUGUAUUUUUAGAACAAAAGAUCUACGUAUAUAUUCUAACAAUUGUGAAGAUUUACGAAAUAACCUCAAAAUCACACACUAUGACUCCCGAUUUUAGAGAAAAGCUAAAAGAUAUUGGUAAAAUAUGCAUUCCUGGCAUGCGUUUGAGUGAAUCAAACAAGGAUUUCGUCUCUGGACCAGGAACGUAUGAGUUGAAAGGUUAUAUUUAUGCUUCUUUGGCUGGUGUCUUGAAGAUGGAAGAAGAUGAAGAUUCCAAGGCAACAAUAAUAUCAGUUGAUGGACUAAGGACACCCAGCAUUCUGCCAAAGACAGGAGACAUAGUCACAGCCAAAGUAAUGACAGUAAAUCCACGCCAAGUGACCUGCAACAUCCUCUGUGUUGGCCCAUCAGUGCUUGCCAGACCUUAUAAGGGUAUUCUAAAGAAGGAGGAUAUUAAACCGACAGAUAGAGACAGGAUAGAUCCUUAUAAAUGCUUUCGACCUGGUGAUAUUAUUCUGGCUAGAGUUCUACCAAUGACAGAAAUUCACUGGUACCACAUAUCAACAGCAGAAAAUGAACUAGGAGUUGUAAUAGCUACUGCUGAAGGUUCGCCCCAAGGAGUCACCAUGGUACCAAUAAACUGGUCAGAAAUGCAAUGCCCCAAGAGCCUCGUAAAGGAACCCAGAAAGGUUGCCAGAGUUAUACCAGAAAAUAUUAAUCAGGAUAUUUUCCCUGCAGUUGAUAACAAAGAUAAAAAGAAAUAGUGUUCGUUAGGAAAUAAAUGGUA
Molecule: messenger RNA, 821 nt
Organism: Hyposmocoma kahamanoa
Lineage: Eukaryota; Metazoa; Arthropoda; Insecta; Lepidoptera; Cosmopterigidae
Gene: Csl4
Product: exosome complex component CSL4
Exons: 3
Coding region: 136-798 (220 amino acids)
Biological process (GO): RNA processing
Cellular component (GO): nuclear exosome (RNase complex); cytoplasm
Molecular function (GO): RNA binding
Source: RefSeq, a predicted model, not a curated record